Messenger RNA from Daphnia magna, 3579 nucleotides. Its product is annotated as protein timeless. The coding region runs from base 1138 to 3570 and encodes 810 amino acids. The transcript is spliced from 11 exons. Gene Ontology annotation, molecular function: DNA binding. The record is from RefSeq and is a predicted model, not a curated record. Gene Ontology annotation, cellular component: replication fork protection complex. NCBI's taxonomy places the organism in Eukaryota, Metazoa, Arthropoda, Branchiopoda, Diplostraca, Daphniidae. Gene Ontology annotation, biological process: replication fork arrest; DNA repair; DNA replication checkpoint signaling.
AUAUCCCUUUCCGAUAAUUGUUGUUCAAGUUGUUUUUUACGGUGGCCAAUCAGAAGCAUCGCCGCCAAGGUGUUCUCCCAAUCCGGAAUAACUGGUUUCUCUGCAGUCGACAUUCUUUCCAAUACUCUCAUGCAUAACACAUUCGGUGUUGACCAGUUUUUAAUUUUAUUUCAUUUAUUUUUGUCGGUUUUGAGCGCAUUCAGCCAUUGAUGAUAACGUCUUCGAUACGAAUAAUCUAGCGCAAUUGACGUAUGGUAUUCCGGUUAUGGGUCAUUUACCUUACUGCGGUUUUCUGAGAUGAGUGCAAUUUAGUUUGCAUCUACGCAGUUCUGUUUUAGAAAUAUUUUGGCUCAAUACAAAGCCGUCCUUGAUGAGGUGAAUGGCACCUUCAAACGAUUGCUGACGUCAUAUUGCAAGCACGUAGCUCCCCCUAUGCAGGAGCAGAGCUGUGCAAACAGGGAACAUCCGUAUCCGGAAGACGUAGACGUCUUCUCUGUAUCCAUUUUCCUCAAACUAGCCCUUCAUCUGGCAACAAGUUUUCUGUCUAGCAGUUUGUCGGACAAAUGCAGUUAGCGCCAUCCUGUAUUUUAAGCAUCCUGUCAGUAAGCGAGUUGGCCUAUAUGCGUCCUUAGUUACGUGAAAUUGGCCAUCUCGAGCGGAUGUUAAAGACAAAUCUUGUCAAUGGCUUGAAAGAGGCAUUCGUCGAGAUACGGGGCGUGAAAUUAAAAGACAGUACAAGGAAAAUCAACUAACAAUUUGCCUUCGUUUAACACAUUACGUCAGUCGUUGUCAUCGCUGACACAAGGAUGUAUGACGAGAGCGCGACUCAGUCUUGUCGCUGUUGCAAACAUACCUGAAGCCUCUUUGUGCACCUUUUACCUGACUUGGUAGGCAUGUAUAAAAGUGGGAGACGGCCAGCGCUGUGCAUUCACUGUUGCUAGAAGCAGCGAAUGAAAUAAUGAAGAGAAUCAUACAAAUAAGUUGCUAGUAAAGACCUUCGUAAUUAACUUGUAGUCUUCCUUGGCGUAUUUAAAUGUAUCCAGUGUUUUGCAUUACCUCGAACCUGCAGAAUUUACGUUAGUUUGCUAAUUAAGAACUCCUUGCUUCGAUUAAAAAUUGAUUUUGUGCUCGUUCAAAAUGGAUUGGCUACACUUGAAUGGAGACGCCCCAUCCCGGAUGCUGAUUCCUCUGGGAACAUAUUACAACAAACAAUAUUACAUCAGUGACCAAUGCUUGCUUUGCCUAGAAGAUCUUAUUAGACAGUUAAACUGUGAUGAUACAAAGACUCAUUCACGCCGGCGCGGUUUUGGUUACAUCGAUCUCUUAAACAAGGACCUAAAACCCAUUCUGAUAAGUAGCUACAGGAAUUGGCCUAAAGUUUUCCGUUCCACAGUCAAAUUAUCGGUAGCGAUUACCACUCCAAUAGAAAGCCUUGUUUGCGAUAGGACUCGCGACCAGAAAACGUACUCGUCAUAUGUUACGUAUGAAUUGAAGCAGCUUCUUUACAAGGCUAAAGAAGCCUUCCUCGAUCUCAGUGCCACUCGAGCUAUUAUCGAGCACUCUAAACUUCUUUUGGCAAAACAACCUUCGUCCCGCGAUGAAAUCGAAUUGCUUAAUCUUUGUUUGUUACUUAUUCGUAACAUUCUGGACGCGCCGGAGCGUCCCGUUGAGCCUGAUUCUCAGAUGUCAUCGUAUUCACAAAGCUAUAACAUCGAGCUUUCUCAGCAAAACGAGAUUGUUUGCAACAUUUUCGCACAAGGGUUUGGAAAACUCUUGCUGGAUAUGCUGGCCUGUCCGCAGAAGGGUCAGUUGGUAGUUACAAUUGUCCAAGUCAUUGCGGCCAUUUACAAAGAUUGGUCAGUCGAAAACAUCCAGGAGAAGCUAAAUAUAAUGUUCGAGUCAAGUGUAAACGUGUCGUUCGACGAUGACGAGAAAAAUAACCCUACGUCACCGCUCGAGCCACUAUGCCAUACAUUACAGGAGGCUCUGACGGUGAUGUCCAGCACAUCAUCUAGCUCAGCUUCCUAUGGUGAUGAACAAAAAAUGACAAAGAAACAGCGACAGAAGACAUCGACACUAAAACUAUGCAGUACAUUGUGGGAAAAUGUGUCUAAUGAAGAUGCCAUUUCUCAACUAUUAGGAAAAUUUACCAUAGAUUUCAUGCUGAACGGCUUCAGCGUACUUCUGAACGAGCUGCUUCAGCAAUUGAAGCAAAAGGGCAAUCACCUUGUAGAUAAGUCCCAUUUUCUUUGGCUCCUAGUCAAUUGUUUGCCUUUUACGUCACAGUUGGGGCAGAAACCAAACAUUCUGAAACAAGUGCUAACCACGGAUCUGAUGGGCUACCUGAUUUGGGUAGUUGUCCAAGAGACGGAAAACGUCCAAUUAGAUUCCAUAAACACUGCUAUUGACCCUAAGCCAAGUCUACGGCGUUUACGUUUGGGAGUAAGAGCUAUAUUUGAAUAUCUUCAGGCUCUUGAGAAAUAUUCCGUGAUACGAGUAUCAGACACCGACAAAAACAGUUUUUCCCAAUGCAGUGAACAAUGGAUUUUUCAACUACGUCAUGAUCUUUUAGCUAUGGCAGAACUCCGACAGCUCUUCUUACUACUUCUACGUCACUUCAAUAACGAAUUUCAAACUCAUCAAUGCUUGGGUGAUAUUAUCUGCGCUAACCACGCCCUGCUUUUGACGCUUGAACGGGCCGUUCAACAGUCGGAGUACAGGGCGAGUUUUGACUUGGACCAUCAUUUGAAACAAUUUUGCACAAGUACCAUUAUGGCUCGAUACGGGUCUGCCCUCGAGGAUUUUAAGACAAAUGAUUAUUUUGUGAACGAGUCCAUCUUUACUAUGUUACGUCGCGUCGGUUGUGAAUUUGGCCGGUUUGAUCUCUUAUGCCAACCAAUCAUUCUACGUCCGCUGUGCAAAAUAUGGGAGGAAGAGUUUGAAAUUUGUGACGACUGGCAUGAUCUAAUCGAACGUCUGAUGCGGAAAUUCACGGAAAAUCUGUUUAACGACUGCGAAAAGCUUUCCCCGCACAAAAGUAAACAACGACCGCCGGACAUAGAAAGCUUCCCGUUCCUGGAAUCCGAUCAGCAACCGUUGGAUGCCUUGGCCGAGGAGUUUACUAGCAAACAUGAUCCUUUAACCGAGACAUAUGGAGACAUUAAAUUACUGAUUCACCAGCUAACUAGUGCCGGAUUCAACAAACAACUCGGUUGGAUCCAGUCAUCUUUGCUUACAGCUUGUGCAACUCGUUUACAUAGCUAUUCCGGCCGAGAAUUUAAUCACCCGAUUUGUUGUUCGUGCGCGACAAUGAAGAUUCCAUGUCCAAUUGUUCCAUGGACAGAAAUGGAAGCUUCUGGCCUUCGUUCCGAACACUUCCGCUUUCUUCUUCAGCUCAUGGGUCUUAUUCCACAAUUCUCUCAGUAUUUUUUCUAUCCGAAAAUUCCAUCCGAAUGGUCUGCCGAUGUCCUCUAUAGUUAUGCCCUCCUUUUCGGCCCCAUUCCUGAUCACAUUCACUUUGAUUUGACACUAGUCAAGAAAGUCCCUUUGCCGAUUCUUCCUGACUUCUAGUCCCAAUCU